Messenger RNA from Haemorhous mexicanus (house finch), 1375 nucleotides. It is a transcript of the gene PPIH, whose product is annotated as peptidylprolyl isomerase H. Bases 1 to 1158 code for a protein of 385 amino acids. Gene Ontology annotation, cellular component: intracellular membrane-bounded organelle. Gene Ontology annotation, biological process: protein peptidyl-prolyl isomerization; protein folding. Lineage: Eukaryota; Metazoa; Chordata; Aves; Passeriformes; Fringillidae. The record is from RefSeq and is a predicted model, not a curated record. Gene Ontology annotation, molecular function: peptidyl-prolyl cis-trans isomerase activity. The transcript is spliced from 9 exons.
AUGUCCAACCUCCUGCAAGGACAUGAGGCCAGUCCCUCUUGUCCUGUCCUUUGUUCCCUGGGAGCAGAGCCUGACCCUCACAUGACUACAUCCUCCUACCAGAGGGUUGUGGAAAGCAAGAAAGUCCCCUCGGGCCUCCUUUUCUCCAGGCUGAGUCCUUCCAGUUCCCUCAGCUGUUUCUUGUGCUCCAGACCCUUCCACAGUUCCAUUCUCUUUUCUAGACAUACUCCUGCCCCACAAUGUCUUUUUCGUAGAGAAGCACCAAGAACUGACUCCAGGACUAGAGGUGCCUCACCACAGCUGGGCGGUCACUGCCCUGGUUCCACUGGCCACGCUGUGGCUGGUACAGCUCACGUGCUAUUGGCCUCCUUGCCCAUCUGGGCACAACUGAGCUCAUGUUCAGCCGGCGUGUGCCCGGGGGGGCAGGGAGAUGAACGGGCAAGCCUUCCCAGCCGAGCAGCGGUCUACGCUGGGGAGUCCGAGCUGGAUGGAACUACGGACGCCACCCGGAUACCACAGACACGGUCUGGACGCACCACACAUAUCCCAGACAUCCCGGACAACCUCACCCCCACCUCCCGCCCGUCUCGCCUUUCGUCGGCGUUUCCACUUCCGUCGCCAUUUCCGCUUCCUGCAGUGGUAGUCGCAAUGUCGGCGCUGGCAGCGAAUCCCAACAACCCCGUGGUUUUCUUCGAUGUAACCAUCGGCGGGCAGGAGGUCGGUCGCAUGAAGAUCGAGCUGUUCGCAGAUGUUGUACCCAAAACAGCAGAGAACUUCAGGAAAGAUGGUGUCCCUAUAGGUUAUAAAGGAAGCACUUUCCACAGGGUAAUAAAGGAUUUCAUGAUCCAAGGAGGUGACUUCGUAAAUGGAGACGGCACUGGUGUAGCCAGUAUAUAUAGAGGUCCUUUUGCAGAUGAAAACUUCAAGCUGAAACAUUCUGCUCCUGGCCUGCUUUCUAUGGCAAACAGUGGUCCGAGUACCAAUGGCUGCCAGUUCUUCAUCACGUGCUCCAAGUGUGACUGGUUGGAUGGGAAACAUGUUGUGUUUGGUAAAAUUGUCGAUGGGCUGUUGGUCAUGAGAAAAAUUGAAAACGUGCCUACGGGUCCCAAUAACAAACCCAAGUUGCCAGUUGUGAUCUCUCAGUGUGGAGAAAUGUGAAGCGAUGAAAAAGCAGUGUGUGUUCCUUUCCUGGUGAUUAGACCUGUGCUGGCUCUGUGCAAUUCCAAUUCCAGCCAGCCCACCUACUGCCCCAGACUUCUCCACAGGUCAGAUCCAUCCUCUUGAGGUUCUUCUGAAAUUAUUUAAUAAUGGGCAUCUUUUUUUUUUUUUUUCCCACUUUGAAAUGUAAAUAAAGAAUUUUUUUAAAACGUGUAAA